Messenger RNA from Tupaia belangeri chinensis (Chinese tree shrew), 5392 nucleotides. RefSeq names its product Rho GTPase activating protein 19 (gene ARHGAP19). The transcript is spliced from 12 exons. Bases 1 to 1569 code for a protein of 522 amino acids. Gene Ontology annotation, cellular component: cytoplasm. Lineage: Eukaryota; Metazoa; Chordata; Mammalia; Scandentia; Tupaiidae. Gene Ontology annotation, molecular function: GTPase activator activity. Gene Ontology annotation, biological process: regulation of small GTPase mediated signal transduction; signal transduction. The record is from RefSeq and is a predicted model, not a curated record.
AUGGAAAAGGAGGAGAUGAGUCUCGGGCUUGCUGAGGCUGGCUGUGGCUGUCCCAGGAAGGCAGUCUCCCGUCUGCAGAGGCUUCGUGUCCACCUGGACGCCUGGGACGGAGCUGUGAGUCAGAGGGCAGCACUGGUUGGUGAUGCCAUCUGCAGCUUCGUGAUCUGCAAUGAUUCUUCCCUUCGAGGGCAGCCCGUUAUCUUCAAUCCUGACUUUUUCGUGGAGAAACUCCGACAUGAGAAACCUGAGGUGUUCACCGAGUUGGUGGUCAGCAAUAUCACGAGGCUCAUCGAUUUACCUGGAACCGAGUUAGCUCAGCUGAUGGGGGAAGUGGACCCUCAGUUGCCUGGCGGGGCAGGCCCAGCGUCAGGAUUCUUCCGCUCUCUGAUGUCUCACAAGCGAAAGGAAAAAGGAGUGGUAUUUGGAUCCCCACUGACGGAGGAAGGCAUUGCCCAGAUAUACCAGCUGAUCGAAUAUCUACACAAAAAUUUGCGAGUGGAGGGUUUGUUUAGAGUGCCAGGGAACAGUGUCCGACAGCAGAUCUUAAGAGAUGCUCUCAAUAAUGGAACCGAUAUUGACUUGGAAUCAGGGGAGUUUCAUUCAAAUGACGUUGCCACUUUGCUGAAGAUGUUUCUGGGAGAGUUACCGGAACCCCUGCUGACACAUAAACAUUUCCACGCACACCUCAAAAUUGCUGAUUUGAUGCAGUUUGACGAUAAAGGAAACAAGACCAGUACUCCGGAUAAGCAGCGGCAAAUUGAGGCUCUUCAGUUGCUCUUCCUCAUUCUCCCUCCCCCCAAUCGUAACUUGCUGAAGUUGUUGCUUGAUCUCCUGUACCAGACAGCUAAGAAGCAAGACAAGAACAAGAUGUCUGCCUAUAACCUUGCCCUCAUGUUCGCUCCCCACGUCUUGUGGCCCAAAAAUGUUACUGCAAAUGACCUUCAGGAGAAUAUCACAAAGCUGAACGACGGGAUGGCCUUCAUGAUUAAACACUCGCAGAAGCUUUUUAAGGCUCCUACUUACAUUCGGGAAUGUGCCAGAUUGCACUAUUUGGGCUCCAGAACUCAAGCAUCAAAGGAUGACCUUGAUCUGACAGUUUCAUGUCAGACUAAGUCCUUUCAACUAACAAAAUCUCAGAAACGGAACCGGAUAGACUCCUGCUGCCAUCAGGAGGAGACACAGCAGCGGACGGAGGAGGCACUGAGAGAGCUCUUCCAACACGUGCACAGCAUGCCAGAGUCAGCCAAGAAGAAGCAGCUUAUCAGACAGUUUAAUAAGCAGUCUUUAACUCAGACACCGGGGAGAGAACCUUCCACACCCCGGGUGCAGAAGAGGGCCCGUUCACGCUCCUUCAGUGGGCUUAUUAAGCGGAAGGUCCUGGGAAACCAGAGGACAUCAGAAAAGAAACACGAGUGUGGCACUCCGGAGUCUGUGGGCCUCCGAGAGCUGGCGACAGCCGGCAAGGAGAAUCGGGACUUGUUAUUUUUGGACUCUCCGGCUGUCAUGACGACACCAACAAGACUGAAAUGUCCUGAGAGGAAGAGAGAGGGGAAGAAAGGAUUCCUCUGAAGGGUCUGAGUUCUGCCUCCACCCAGAAUUGCCUCUCCGUGGGCCGGGUUGCUGCGGCUCACCGCGAAGCUGGGACUUGCGGCUUGCUUGCUGCAUUUGAAUUGUGAAAGCUAACUAAAACGAUGAUACUCCUAACCCACUCACCAGACGGCGCUCCCAAGCUGUGCCUCAGAGAGCUCUGCGCUCUGUCUCUAACAUUGUGGGGAGACCACUAACAGCCAGCCGGUUCACGUGGCGUGGGCAUGGGCAGAGCCUUUAGGCAGAUUCUGUCUUUUAAAAAUAGGACGUUUGUGCUCAACUGCCAGUUGUUUUUUUUGUUUGUUUGUUUUAAAUACUGUCAGUUGUAGUGGAUUGAUGUUAUUUUUAAAUGCUCUCUCGGGCUUUUCUCUGUUUUGAACAGUGCUGAGGGUAUUUGGUUAUUGUUGUUUGUUUAUUGUUUAUCUCUUCAUUUUAAAAGCCAUUUUGGGUAUUGCCAGUUUACACGGGCUCUAAGCUAGAUGCCUUUCACUGUCUUCACCUUGAGCCUGGGCAGACUUCAUGUCUCCUGAGGUCCUGUCCUUCAUCCUUAUCUGUGUCCUAAGACUUCACAGCUUUCCCGGGAAGUUUUUAUUAUUUCUCCAGACCGAGAGUACAUGUUAUCUGAUCUGCGGUAUUGGAAAAGAAUUCGGAAUGGUCCACUAUGUUACCACGUUGGUUACUAAACUGUUUUCCCUCCCUCCCGUCCUCCCUCCUUCCCUCUCUCUCUCUCUUCCCUUGUCCUUGGUGAUGUGAAAAUCCUUGUGUUGUUGCUGAACUUGUUUCCUUCGCUCAGUUUCUCUCGCCUGAAACUCCUCUGGUGCCAGAGCAGCACUUCUGUGCCCAAUCUCGGUGACUCAGGAAAAGCCACUGGCGGCUUACUCGAGGUUUGCUGAAGUAUUUGCCUAUAGCGGAAAGCUUCGGAUGUGCCUCGGAGGGGGCUGGCUGGCGCUCUGCCGCAGGAUGACUCUGCGUGGGGGUUGGAGUGCACCUUCCAGGGGACUGGGUGUGCAGGCCUGACCGCCCCCUGAGAGCGUUGGGAUCAGAGGACAGGCCGUGUGCAGCAGGCUCUGCGGGGCUGGCAAGACCUAAAGGAGAGAAUGUCCUUCUUUGGAAGCGGUUGUGGCUAAUGUCCACGUGUAGGACUGGCACUGGUAGGAGCAGGGGCCAGAGCUCGGGGCCCUGGUCUGGGCCGUUCACAGGUGUCGGAGGUGAGCGACGGCGUGUUUGAUCCGGCACGACAUGCUCACUGCCCAGAGACCGCGCGACAGGCGGGCGUCGGGUGUGCGCUGGCUCUGCUGGGCUUCCGAGCUGUUCUCUCUUCAGGCCGAGUCAGCCCUCUGUGGGGAAGCAGGCGCCCAGCAAAUACGGUUUGCUGACCCAUUUUUAAUUUACCGAAGUGCUGUGUAGCUGCCGAAAUGAAAGCUGGCCCUAGGGGAGCAGAGCUGGGCUUUGCGUCUGGCCUGCAGCCCCUUCCUCUCCACUUUGUUUCUUUAAAGCCUGCCUUCCAGCUUGUCAGGUUGGGGACAGUGAGGAUGUAAGACUGCUUAGAUGGCCGUCUCUAGAGCAGUGCCGUGCCAUUCUUAAAAACACUCAUUAACAAACUUGUUUGUGUAAGUUUCUUCUUUCCUUAUUUAAAAAUUUGUAAAAUUCCUUCUGCCAGUGAGUUCAAACCUUUGGCGUCACCAGAUCAAAGUAAUGUCCUUCCUGGAUACUGAGACUUCGUUCUGUACCCAUGUAAGCAGUGUCACCCUGCAGAGCUGCCAGGUCUGGGAAACUGUCAUCAGCAGAGUGCAGUGUAACCUGACCCCUCCAAGUGCAGGUUGGAGUUUGUUAGAGCGAGAAAGCUGAGAUUUUCCGAGGUGCAGUGGGAUGCAGAGCCAGUGACCAGGGUGGUUCUGGGGCACAGGCUUUUAUGUAGCUGGUCCUCUUGGGCAGUGUGUGUGCUUGGGUAUGUGCGUUUUGUUUAUUUAUUGACUAUGCUUUCCCUUGCUAUAAGGGUAUUACAGGUCAUAUUUUUUACAGAAGCUGUGAUCCAGUUGGAAUCGAAAUUUGAGGAGUAAGCAGCAUAGCCUCCUGCCUUGUGAUGUGUGCCCAUUCUAAUUUUAGGGCCUCUGAUGGAAACCUCCAGCAGCAGCCCUUUCUCAUUUGCCUCAGAAGGGUGCUGUCUCCCUUCUGACUUGGUGGGCAGGUGUUAUUUUUGAGCCAGUAUUGAACAAAUUUUUAAAGUCUAUGUAUUUGAAUUCUGUUUUGUUGUGUUUACUUUUCAUGUUGGAACAAUCUGUUUGGGUGUGCUUCUUCUUAUGGCUUUUCACAUCUCCUUCUGCUCUGGGCUCUGCUGUGGUGGGCUCCGGUGUGAUGUCUGUGCAGGGCAGCCGUGCGUGCGAGGGACACAGACCUAAAACACGCUGCCUCUGGUGACCGCCGCUGGCCGAGCUAGCAGAACUGCAGGCGCUGGGAUUCCUGGCCUUUCCAGUGACGGACUUUGCUGUCGGGACCGAUACAUCUGGUUUGAAAAACCUACUGGUACAGUGAGAGAGGACCCGGGGACACUGCUCGUCCGUGUGCCCAGACGUGUCCGAGGAGUAGGGGCGAGCCAUCCCUGAGAAGCCCGCUGACCCCGUGCCAGCCAAGCUCCUUCCCCGAGCAUCUGCCCAGAGGCAGUUAGGAAGGACAGGGUCACCCUCAGGAACGAGCCAGUGCAGGUGCUGGCUGCGGUGGCCGCGGGUGCUCUUGGAGCAUGCUUGGCCUGUUGGAGCUGGUCGACCGCACAGUGCCAGCACGGCCUGCUGCAUCCCUGUCACUUGGCACAUGGUCAGCGUCUGCCUCUGGGAGAACUUGCAGUCAUUGGAACGUGCCCCAGGAUGACUGGCCAUGUGACCAUAUCAUGGGAAGCCCAGGGGUGGCUGGAAUGGACCAUCCCUGCUUCCUUACGCACAAGGCUGUAGCUGAUGGCUCCCGUUCUGAGGUCAUGCCCCAGGAGCGAGCUCAGCCUCGUCCUCCUCCACCCUGAAGCCCUGGAGCUGAAGACAGUUCCGAGAGCUGCACUUGGACACCGGCGUUUGGCGGGACUGCCUAGGCUUUGGGAGGGAUUUGGUUUCCUAAGAGACACAGCUUUUUAACCCAUCUAAAACCCACACAGAGGGCUAGCUUUCUGCACGGCUGACGUGAAGGCUGCCAGGCAGAGGUGCGGAGGUGGGGUACGCAGCAGCCUGAGUGCUUGGGUUGCCAUGGAAACUGGAGUGUGCGCGAGGCCACAGCCAGUGCUGAGGACCCAUUGCGCACCCCUGGACAAGCCUGGGUCCCAGCAGACCUGUCACCACAGGGUCUUUUCUUCCGAGCAGAGGUUGUCCUUGCGCUGCCCGCAAGCUCGCUUGGCUGGGAGCACAGUCCUUUCCUGUUCUUCACCUUCAGAUUUGUGUUCUUAUUUGCCUCUGUAUGUGUCGUUGUGAAGGAGCAACCAUAUGCAUUGCCUUUCUUUGUAUUCAUGUGCUAUUCUGAAAUGACAUGUUUCUGUUUGCUUCAUGUCUGUAGGGGUUGACUGGUCGCUAGCGCUUACUGUGACCGAUGGAUUAUUAUUAUUAUUAUUUUUAACAGAUGGAUUAUUUUGAAGAGAGACAUUGCCUCUCAUCUGAGGAAUACAGGGCCUCUCAGAAAGGCUCCUCUUUGGCUUGCUUUCCAGAUGGGUGGGUGGGCCCAGGAGGGGAGAGGCUCUUGGCUGCUAAGAAAUGUAAUUGCUGGGACCAAUAGGUGGCAUGGUGGUUAAGGUGCUGGACUUCCACAUGGUCUACCAUGGUUCAAGUCCUGG